AUGGAUGACAUGCCUAGAGGUGGCGGUGACUACUAUUCCCGGCCAUUGAGUCCGUUGUAUGAGACGGAGUGGAAGUAUAGGUCGAGGAGUCGGUCGCCAAUCGAUUACCGGAGAAGCGAUAGGAGUGGUGACGACAGACGGGAUGAGAGGCAGAGAUCUCUGUCGCCCGAGAACUGGAGGAACGAUAGGAGCGAUAGGUGUGACCGACGGGACGACAGAUACAGAUCGCUGUCGCCCGAGAACUGGAGGAAUGAUAGGCGCGACGACAGACACCGAUCCCUAUCACCGCCACACGACUCCCGGAGCCGCCGCAGCACCCGAAGUGUGACACCGUUUUAUAAGGACAGCUAUAAGUAUAAGACAAAAAAGCCGGACACCCGGCGCUCGCUAUCGCCCACGGGUGGGGACAGGCGUGUGAGGAGGAGUCGCUCAGAUCGGUGCCAAUCCAUGGAACCGAUAGAUAAGCAACAGUUGUACGAAAUCGCGAGAAAUAAUUUGAUAAAAAUGAUAGAAUCGGGAGAUUUGCCGAAAGGGACGGACGUUAAUAAACUGCGGUUACGACACCUCCGGGAGCUGACGACCCAGAAGUCGGUACAGCAGUGGACGGAGUUCUGUAGAGCCAUAUCGGCGCUCGAGGAGGCCGUCAGCUCCGACUCGGACCUCGACUCGGACUACGACUCGGACGCCGGGACGACACCGGCGCCGGUAGCCGAGGGCAGCAUCUUCUCGAUCAGACACCCGUUUAAACUCAAGGAGCGGAAAGACAUCCAAAUACACGUCCGGAACUUCAAUCAACUGCCGAGUCGUACGGCUAAGGAAAUGGCGCUCGAGUUGAGGGAACAGUUCCCGGUGUCCAGUGGUAACCAACACCGGCGUAAGGAACUGGAGUGGCAUGAAGUGCCCGAUUCCGAGGCUAUGCCGCCGCCGCCCCCACCCCCUCUCCCUAAGCCCAAGAAAAGUGAGCCCAAAGCGAGUACAUCGACAGCACCGGUAGGGAUACCGGGGGCUGAUAUCGCCGAUGAUAUACAGAAGGCGUUCACAUUCAUACAGACAACGAGAACCGAUGCCAAUGUGUCGGUGCCGGCGACCCCUUCCUCCUCAGCGACGGUUCAAUCGGCGGCCGACUCGACGACCACUGAGACGAGUGGUGAAAGUGAGGCGAAAAUAACUAGCGAUUCGGUGUUCCCGCAGUCGGCGAUGCCGAUAGACAUCGGCUCAGUGAUGGCCCAGAGGUUGAACGCGAUGCGCAAACUCGAGGCCGACCCCCACAACGUCGUGGCGCUCAAGCAAAUGUACCAGGCUAACCAAAUGAUGACAGAGUGGGCGGAGUCUAAGAUAGUCCCGGGACAGUUCAUCGGCAGUACCGGCGCUAAUGUGCUGACACCGGAACAGCUGAACGGCGCCUGUAAUGCGUGGACACGAAAGGAUCAGCUCAAGACUGCGGCGCCCAUCACGGGAGGGGUCGGUAUGCAUCUACUGAUGCGUAUGGGUUGGUGUCCGGGCCAGGGGUUGGGUAAGAAUAAUGAGGGGCCGGUCGAC
Molecule: messenger RNA, 1539 nt
Organism: Oppiella nova
Lineage: Eukaryota; Metazoa; Arthropoda; Arachnida; Sarcoptiformes; Oppiidae
Source: the annotation of a GenBank genome assembly